UCUCCUUUUCCGAAAGGCAGUCACGUUCUCUCUUUUCAAUUUCCAUUCCGUCUUUCUUUGUCAUAUCCUAUAAAUACCCUGCAAACAUACAGGCAAAGGAACAUUGAAAUUUGCUAUGCAGCUAUUACAGAACACGUUUAUGUCACUUCUCUUACCGCAUUUUUUUGUGGGAUUUCGAUUUUCAAAGUGAAGAAAGAAGAAAAUAAACAUGUCGGGCAUAUCUCGGUCGCAGAGCGUGCCCACAAGAAAUGCGCUUCCGCCGCGGGAGCUUCUUGAUGAUUUAUGCAGUCGGUUCGUUUUGAAUUGUCCUAAAGAAGACCUACAGUCGUUUGAAAGAAUUUUGUUUCUCAUAGAAUGUGCACAUUGGUUUUACGAGGACAAUGCAAUGGAGCAAAAUCCAUCCUUAAAGUCCCUAAGCCUAAGGGAAUUCACAUCUUUAAUGUUUCAGAGUUGUGCUGCAUUGAGACCCUAUAUUGCACAUAUAGAUGACAUAUACAAGGAUUUCACUUCCUAUAAAGUUCGCGUGCCAGUAACUGGUGCAAUAAUUUUGGAUGAGUCGUAUGAGCGGUGCCUACUUGUGAAAGGUUGGAAGGCAGGAGCAAGCUGGAGUUUCCCUAGGGGUAAGAAAGCAAAGGAUGAAGAAGACCACAUGUGUGCUAUUAGAGAAGUAUUGGAAGAGACUGGAUUUGAUAUAUCUAAGCUUUUGAAUGUCGAUCACAAUAUUGAAGUUACUGUAGGGCAACAAAGAGUGCGUCUGUACAUCAUUGGUGGAGUAAAGGAAGAUACCGUUUUUGCACCACAAACUAAGAAGGAAAUCAGUGAAAUUACUUGGCAUCGAGUAGAUGAUCUACCACCUACAAAUUUUGAGGCAUCUUCUCGGGGUCCAAAUGGAAUGAAGUAUUUCAUGGUUGGGCCAUUUAUAAGACCACUGAAGGCAUGGAUUCAGGAGAAUUGCCCUCCAUUGACAACAAAUGGUGAAGCAUCAGUAAAAGGGUCAAGCACAUGUGUUUGGAAGGCUAAAUCCAGUUCUCCAAGUAGUGGUUCGGGUUCAGGAAUCAAUUCUUUAAUUGAGAAUAUACACAGCAUGGAGUCCCAUCCAAGCAAAGGUGCUGUUCUAAGUGAUGAUUUUCCAGGAAAAAGUUUUCGAAAUUUCAGAUUUGAUUCUAAAUACAUUCUCCAACUGAUUGAUGACACGAUAUCUUCUCAAUAGAUCAACAUCUUACUUCACACUGUAGUUGGAGCUCUGUUUGGGGCUUCAGCAUGAAUUUUAAGCCUUUGUAAAUGUUUUCAGGUGUACAGAGUUGUAGCUUCUGUAUUGUUUUCAGCUUCUAGAAGCAUUCAAGUUCUGUAAUUUUAAUCAUGUCUCCUUGUAUCAGUCUCAAAAUGAUGGCAUUUGGUAUUGCAUAGCCAAGACUUUGUUCCCUUUACAACUGUUAUAACAUAAAUGAAUAUCACCAAUCUAGAAUUUUGUGUAA
Cryptomeria japonica (Japanese cedar) is the source of this 1475-nucleotide messenger RNA. Its product is annotated as mRNA-decapping enzyme subunit 2. The transcript has 8 exons. The record is from RefSeq and is a predicted model, not a curated record. Gene Ontology annotation, cellular component: cytoplasm. Gene Ontology annotation, molecular function: 5'-(N(7)-methylguanosine 5'-triphospho)-[mRNA] hydrolase activity; RNA binding; manganese ion binding. The coding region runs from base 209 to 1210 and encodes 333 amino acids. NCBI's taxonomy places the organism in Eukaryota, Viridiplantae, Streptophyta, Pinopsida, Cupressales, Cupressaceae. Gene Ontology annotation, biological process: nuclear-transcribed mRNA catabolic process, nonsense-mediated decay; deadenylation-dependent decapping of nuclear-transcribed mRNA.